CAAAGGUCUUGUUCUAAGUAGGUAUUCCCGAUGUUGAGGUUAUGGCUGUCCUGUGGUGAAUGAAGUACUACUUUCGGUGAUAUUGAUAGGCACACAGGGUGAGGAGACGAGAGGUCUUUGUUUAUGGCCGUAAAAAGAAUACUAAUCAGCACAGCUCCAUUACUAAAAGAUGGCAGAAGCUGCAGGUGCUACUACUGCUAACGCUUCCACGGUUCUAGGGGCGUCCACGUCUUUAUCAAAAUGCAAAAAUGUCUGGGUCUGGAAGAAUGCAAGUUUGUCAUGCUUGUCUGGCAUGACUCGAGAAUCUGUGUUGCAUAGGCACGAAAAGGCCAUCUUGCCUGUCAUGCAAAAACGCAGUUUGCCAUGCGGAAUACGUAAGACAUGGCAGCCGCAAAAUUUGUCAUGCGUAGCUGCGUAUUGCAGUGCGUCUAUCGUUCACUUUUAGCAUUACAAGUUUCCAGACCCAGACAUUUUUGCAUUUGAUCCUCUUCCUCCAGCAGCAACUCCAACCUGGCCCAGGAGGUCGACGACGCUCUCCGCGACCUCCACGACCUGCAGGAUGUGCGAUCGGCGAUGACGAAUAUUAAAAAACUGCGAAAGGAGGUGAAGGAGCUGGUUUCGGAGAAUGAAGCGAAGCAAAGGGAAAUGGACAUGCAGGCCGGGUUUUUCUCGCAAAUAAACCGGGGCGAAGAGGAAAUGAAGCAAAGCUCUGCUGCCGCAGCGCAACCGGGUCGUGAAGGUGGGCAUGAUGACGGUGCAGCAACCGCUCCUUCUGGCCCGACCGGGGGCAAGCGGCACCUGUGGUCUGCGUCGGAGGUGCGCAUGCAGGAGCGGAUCAUAGCCAUGCAGAAGAAGAAGGCGGAGCUCCAGCAGACCGUGCUAGCCUUGCAAACAAAGGAGACGGAUCUCCGUCUGCAGGUCGACGAAGUGCGCAGAGAGGUAAAGUUUUACUUCUUCCUGUAGAAGUUUUUAGCAUGCAUAACGAACAACGCAACCGAGUAAUGCAACAAUUAAGUCAGAUCUUCGAUUCUUCUUACAACAUCCCCGCAAAAAAUAAAUAAAAGGUCUACACUGCCCGGGAGCAACAGAAAUAUUCCGCUUCGGAGAAGCGGUGGCGGAAAUUCCUGCACCGGAAGAAGUACCAACUGUAUCAAGUGCAAAGGUGUGUCGUGGUUCCGGAACAUAGCAACUUGUCAUGCUACAUCUGAAUCGUGCAAGAAUUUGUGUUGCAUGAAAAGUGCCAAAAGCCGGCGUCCAUUUAUUUUUGACCAAGGUGAAGAGGGGGAGUUUCUCAUGCAGAAUAGGCAUGAUAGAGAUCUACUCACAGAGUCUGCCAUGCUAGGUCCUGCAGUCCAGGCCUCCUGGGUCAUGGAAAACCUGCACCAAAAGUCGCGUAGUCUUCCAGAGCCAGACAUAUUUGCAUUUGAUAAACUGUACAAACAAGCCACGGGCAUUCGCUGGGCGGUGUGAAAUGCAAAUCUGUCUGGGUCUGGAAAAGUGCAUGACCGUUUGUCAUGCUUGCCUGACAUGCCUCUGAACUCUGUGUCAUGCUCUCGAGCGAAUGGCCCCACGUGUUUGUCAUGCGAAAAUAACGCACUGACUCUGCCAUGCACAAUGCGCAGCACACAGGCAUGAAAACACCUUCUUAUGCUUGGCUGUGUGUGAUGAAAACAGCUUUUCGCAUGACAACUUUCCAGACCUCCUAGACAUAUUUGCAAUCCAUAGGAGGACCCCAGCGGCAACUCCGCCACCGGUGCGGCGGCUGGCGCGCCGCCGGUGGUGAGCCAGGGCGUGAAGGGGUACGUGUCAUUGGAUCGCGUGUCCGCGUUUGAUUUGACGGCGAUCCCGGAUGAGUUCUGCGCUGAGGCUCUGUGGAACAAAAUCGAGCACUGCGCCGGGCUCUCCGUGCACGCCGGGGCAAAUAGUGGGAGCGGUGCGACUUCUUCUACGUGGGCAGGGGCGUCAGGGGAAUGAGUAAUUAAGGUUCGGCUGAUUUUGGAUGGUGCAGCUGCAGAACCAAAAAUCUGUCUGAUAGUACGGGAAAAAUACGCCGGUUUUAUAUUAAAAAGACACUAUUGAAGAAAGAAAAUUUGGACUUGUGUUGAUUCUAACACGAAAUAAACGAUGAUAAUGUAUCGAGCUGUUUGCAGGAGACUUCUCCCAAGUUUUCGUUUAUCCGAUAGAAUUAGAACCGUCGUGCUAGUUGAAACCGGACAUAAACAAAGAACCGUCCGACCCCCGGCGUGUGUCCAUGAUUCUGGGCACCAGAAAAAUCUGUAUUAGAAGUAAAUGAACGACUACCCGCGAAUGAAAAUUUGUGUAGAAUUUCAUCUUUCGGCCAGAUGCCAAUCGUGUAGUUCUUAGAGGUAUUGUCGGAC
Molecule: messenger RNA, 2378 nt
Organism: Amoebophrya sp. A120
Lineage: Eukaryota; Dinophyceae; Syndiniales; Amoebophryaceae
Source: the annotation of a GenBank genome assembly